This is a messenger RNA of Leucoraja erinaceus (little skate), 649 nucleotides long. Its product is annotated as transcription factor MafK-like. The transcript is spliced from 3 exons. Lineage: Eukaryota; Metazoa; Chordata; Chondrichthyes; Rajiformes; Rajidae. The coding region runs from base 143 to 574 and encodes 143 amino acids. Gene Ontology annotation, molecular function: RNA polymerase II cis-regulatory region sequence-specific DNA binding; DNA-binding transcription factor activity, RNA polymerase II-specific. The record is from RefSeq and is a predicted model, not a curated record. Gene Ontology annotation, biological process: regulation of transcription by RNA polymerase II. Gene Ontology annotation, cellular component: nucleus.
UUUGUGUGUGUGUGUGUGUAUCACCUGACCCGGGAUUCCAGGAACUGACUUGUUUUCAUACAAAGGGGAGGCUGAAACACAGCACAACUUGCACAGCGACUCUGGAAAACAGAGAGAGAGUUCUGGUGACGUUCUCCACAGUAUGAGCUCCAGUCGUGGAAGCAAGUCAUUGAAGAUCAAGAGGGAGCUGGGCGAGACUUCUCCGUCGCUGAUGGACCAGGAGCUGGUGACCAUGUCGGUGCGGGAGCUGAACCACCACCUGCGCGGCCUGACCAAGGACGAGAUCGUCAACCUGAAGCAGCGGCGGCGCACGCUGAAGAACAGGGGCUACGCCGCCAGCUGCCGGGUCAAGCGGGUGACCCAGCGGGAGGAGCUGGAGCGGCAGAAGGCCGAGCUGGAGCGGGAGGUGGAGAAGCUGGCGGCCGAGAACGCCGGCAUGCGGAACGAGCUGGACGCCCUGCGCUCCAAGUACGAGGCGCUGCAGACCUUCGCCCGGACCGUGGCCUGCGGGCCCACCAAGGUCAACACUACCAGCGUCAUCACCAUCGUCAAGUCGUCCAACUUCAAACGCUAGCGCUGUGACAAAGGGGGGGGGGGGGGGAAACAGCCAGUGGAACCCACCUCCCCCUCCCCCCCGCUCCACCCCCCC